Grus americana (Whooping crane) is the source of this 792-nucleotide messenger RNA. It is a transcript of the gene MYMK, whose product is annotated as myomaker, myoblast fusion factor. The transcript has 5 exons. NCBI's taxonomy places the organism in Eukaryota, Metazoa, Chordata, Aves, Gruiformes, Gruidae. The record is from RefSeq and is a predicted model, not a curated record. Bases 1 to 663 code for a protein of 220 amino acids. Gene Ontology annotation, cellular component: plasma membrane.
AUGGGUUCGCUGGUGGCCAAGCUCCUUCUGCCCACCAUCAGCACCUUGGUCUUCCUCCCCACCAUCAGCAUCGCAGCCAAGCGGCGCUUCCACAUGGAAGCCAUGGUCUACUUCUUCACCAUGUUCUUCGUGGCGAUUUACCAUGCAUGUGAUGGCCCUGGUUUAUCAGUGCUGUGCUUCAUGCGCUACGAUAUCCUGGAGUACUUCAGCAUCUAUGGAACAGCUCUGUCCAUCUGGGUGUCCCUGAUGGCCCUGGCAGAGUUCGAUGAGCCGAAGAGGUCAACCUUCGUCAUGUUCGGCGUCCUCACCAUUGCCGUGAGGAUCUACCACGACCGCUGGGGCUACGGCGUCUACUCGGGACCCAUCGGGACAGCUGUCCUGGUGAUAACCGUGAAAUGGCUACAAAAGAUGAAAGAGAAGAAAGGGCUCUAUCCAGACAAAAGCGUCUACACCCAACAGAUUGGUCCCGGCUUCUGUUUCGGGGCGUUAGCACUGAUGCUGAGGUUCUUCUUUGAGGAGUGGGAUUACACCUACGUGCACAGCUUCUACCACUGCGCCUUGGCCAUGGCCUUCGUGCUGCUGCUGCCCAAGGAGAACAAGAAGGCCGGGAGCGCCGGGACCCCCGCCAGGCUCGACUGCUCCACGCUCUGCUGCUGCGUCUGAGCCGCCCGGGCAAGCAGGGCACUCGCUUUUCUGCUCCUGGGGCGAUGGAGGGGUGCAGCCAAAAGCAAAACGCCUGCCCGCUGCAUUUUCCUCUGGGACACCGGCAUCUUUUCCCACCGGUGAUGUGCA